UCAUUCCACCAUGUCUCGUCAGUCCACUGUCACCUUUAAGACAGGGAGCCGAAGGGGCUUCAGUGCCGCCUCUGCCACCACCCCUGCUGCUGGACACUCCCGCUUUAGCUCUGUCUCCAUGGUUCGCUCAUCAGGAGGCCAUGGAGGGCUAGGGAGGAUCAGUGGUGUGGGGACUGGCUUUGGUAGUCGAAGUCUCUAUAAUUUGGAUGGCUCAAAGCAAAUUUCUAUCAGUGGGUCCAAUAGUGGCUUCUGGAGUGGAUUUGGUGGCAGAACAGGUGUAUAUGGCUUUGGUGGUGGCAGCAUUAAAAGUGGACUUGGUUUUAGAGCUGGGUUUUCUGCCUGCCCCCCUGGUGGAAUCCAAGAAGUCACUAUCAACCAGAGUCUUCUGACUCCCCUCAACCUGCAAAUUGACCCCACCAUCCAGAGAGUGAGGACUGAAGAGCGGGAGCAGAUCAAGACCCUCAACAACAAGUUUGCUUCCUUCAUUGACAAGGUACGAUUUCUUGAACAACAAAACAAGGUUUUGGAUACCAAAUGGACACUGCUCCAGGAACAGGGCACCAAGACUGUGAAACAAAAUUUGGAGCCAUUGUUUGAGGCCUAUAUUAGCCAACUCAAGGUGCAACUGGACAGAAUCACACAUGAGAAAGGUUCUCUGGAUGGUGAGCUGAGAAACAUGCAAGAUCAAGUGGAAGACUCCAAGAACAAGUUUGAAGAUGAAAUCAACAAGCGCACAGCAGCAGAGAAUGAAUUUGUGACGCUGAAGAAGGAUGUUGAUGCUGCCUAUAUGAAUAAGGUUGAACUGCAAGCCAAUGCAGACGUCCUCCUAGAGGAGAUCAACUUCUUGAAAGCCUUAUAUGAAGCAGAGCUGUCCCAGAUGCAGACCCACAUCUCUGACACCUCUGUCAUCCUCUCCAUGGACAACAACCGCUCUCUGGAUCUGAAUAGCAUCAUUGCUGAAGUCAAGGCUCAGUAUGAAGAUAUUGCUAAGAGGAGUAGGGCUGAAGCUGAGUCCUGGUACCAGACCAAGUAUGAGGAACUACAGAUCACAGCUGGCCGCCAUGGGGAUGACCUCCGCAAUACCAAGCACGAGAUCUCUGAAAUAAACCGAAUGAUCCAGAGGCUGAGAGCCGAGAUCGAUAACGUCAAGAAGCAGUGUGCCAACCUGCAGAAUGCCAUUGCUGAAGCUGAGCAGAAGGGUGAGAUGGCCCUCAAGGAUGCCAGGGCCAAAUUAGAGGAGCUGGAAAAUGCUCUUCAGAGAGCCAAACAGGACAUGGCCCGCCAGCUGCGUGAGUACCAGGAGCUGAUGAAUGUCAAGCUGGCCCUGGAUAUAGAGAUCGCCACCUACAAGAAGCUGCUGGAGGGAGAGGAGUGCAGAAUGAGUGGAGAGGGUGUUGGACCAGUCAACAUCUCUGUUGUGAGCUCCACAGUCUCCAGCGGGUAUGGAAGUGGCAGUGGUGUUGCCGGUGGUUUUGGUCUGAGUGGAGGAAGUGGUUAUUCCUAUGGUAGCAGCGGCAGCUACAGUGUGGGAGGAGGACUCAGCGCUGGAGGUGGCUUCAGCGCUGGCAGUGGGAGAGGCUCCCUGGGGGGCAGCAGCACCAGCGUAAAGUACACCACAACCACAUCUUCCACUAAGAAGAGUUACAAGCACUAACGUGUCUACCAGAUUCUUGGCUCCGGAAUGCCUCAAGUUCCUGCUUCCUGUUCCUAACCCUUAGAAUCAAGGCUGCCAUCCUUUUGUCUGCGGAAGAUGUUGGGGUUGAUUUCUAGACGUGCCCCCCCCUCCAACCUUUGAUCUUCUCUUGCAUCCAGACUUGGGUCCAAAAUUUUA
Molecule: messenger RNA, 1831 nt
Organism: Phascolarctos cinereus (koala)
Lineage: Eukaryota; Metazoa; Chordata; Mammalia; Diprotodontia; Phascolarctidae
Product: keratin, type II cytoskeletal 75-like
Biological process (GO): intermediate filament organization; keratinization
Cellular component (GO): keratin filament
Molecular function (GO): structural constituent of skin epidermis
Source: RefSeq, a predicted model, not a curated record